Molecule: messenger RNA, 3228 nt
Organism: Xenopus laevis (African clawed frog)
Lineage: Eukaryota; Metazoa; Chordata; Amphibia; Anura; Pipidae
Gene: uts2rl.S
Product: urotensin 2 receptor-like S homeolog
Exons: 2
Coding region: 1209-2288 (359 amino acids)
Biological process (GO): regulation of blood pressure; blood vessel diameter maintenance; G protein-coupled receptor signaling pathway
Cellular component (GO): membrane; plasma membrane
Molecular function (GO): G protein-coupled peptide receptor activity; G protein-coupled receptor activity; urotensin II receptor activity
Source: RefSeq, a predicted model, not a curated record
CAGACAGAUAGGAAAUGAGAGAGAGAGAGAGAGAGAGAGAGAGAGAGAGAGAGAGAGAGAGAGAGAGAGAGAGAGAGAGAGAGAGAGAGAGAGAGAAAGAAUGGAAUUAUAGGAACAAAGACAGAUAGACAAGGAGGCAUAGACACAAGGGGACAAAUGAAGUGAAAGCAGAGACACAGGCAGGCAUAUACAGUUAUAGGGGGAAUGCAGACACAAGGACUCAGAUAAUGAGGCAAAGAAGAGAAAAAUGAUGCAGGGGACAAAAUGAGCAAAAAAUAUGGGGGCUUCAAAUAUAGAGGGCACGAUAAAGGUAAGAGAGUGAUAAUUGUAGUAAGUAAUAAAGGGAAUAAGAGAAAAAGUGUAAACAGACAAAUUAACUGAGUGUGAGAUUAUAAAGGAAGGGCAGAAGGAGGCCGAAGAAAGAGGGGGUCAUAGAGUUGAGGAUAAGACACUAUGCAGAGAAAGGGGGGGAGAGAAGGAUGAAGUUCAGUGAGAGAAUAAAAGGACAGGCAAAUAUCAAGUAAUGGGAAUCCAAUAAGGACAGGGGAAGAGGAAGGUAAAAGAAGAUAUAAAAGAAAAGAGUGCAAUUUGUUUGAAUGGAAAGAUAAGGUAGAUGAGACAGAAGAGUAGAAAUUGGUUAGAGGGUGUUAUAGGCGAAAGGGGGGAAGAAAAUGGGGGAUUGGUUAGAGAUGUGGGACACAGGGAAAAACAGAUAGAUGAGGGACAGGUGGUACUGGAGCAGAAGAAAGGGGACUGAAAUGAAGGUGGAUAGUAUAAGAAAUUGGUUAUUGGGUCACAGGGGAGACAGAAUAGGAGUAAAGGGGCAUAGGGUGCAUAGGGGGUACAUAGGGUACAUAGGGGGUACAUAGUAGAGGAGAACAGGGGUAGUACAGGGGGUAGGAGAGAAAUAAGUGAGAGGAGGAGCAGUGGCUGGUGUAGAUAAGACAGACUCAGUGCGGGCGAGUGAUAAGUUCUUCAUGCAAUAGGAAUAUAGUAAGAGAAACAGACGCAAGAAGUGAUUAAAGAGGUUUUAAAGAGACAGGAGCAAUCCCAGGUCUGUCGGGUAAUCAAGGCGAUGCGAGGAAUGGGGCGCACACAGCGAUACAGACAGACAGAUGAGACGUCCCGGCACAAGCCCAGUGCCAGUGUAUAGAGGUCGCAGUUGAGGAGCCGGUGUGCGAGGGUCUGGGCUACAGCUGCUCCCCCCUAUGGAGCCCAACUCCUCGGUCCCGGGGAACGUGUCAGCCCCCCCUGGGGUGUCGUGGGACGAGCUGUUGAUCACGGGCACCUUCGGGACGGUACUAUCUCUGAUGUACGUGGCGGGGGUGGCGGGGAACGUGUACACGUUGACUGUGAUGUGUCAGUCCGUGAAGUGCGGGGCGUCCAUGUACAUCUCUAUCAUUAACUUGGCCCUGGCCGACCUGCUGUACCUCUCCAGUAUCCCCUUCAUAGUCUGCACCUACUUCGCCCGGGACUGGUACUUUGGGGACCUGGGGUGCCGCAUUCUGCUCAGCCUGGACCUGCUCACCAUGCACGCCAGUAUCUUCACCCUCACGGGGAUGUGCACCGAGCGCUACAUGGCCGUCACCAAACCCCUCGACACAGUCCGGAGAUCUAAGGGUUACCGCAAAGGAAUGGCCGGGGCAGUGUGGUCCCUGUCUCUGCUCCUCACUCUCCCCAUGAUGAUCAUGGUCACCCUCACUGAAGGCAACGGGAGAGGUGCCAAGAGAAUGUGUGCCCCCACCUGGAGCCUGGAUGCCUACAGGAUCUACCUGACUGUCCUGUUCAGCACCAGCAUCAUGGCCCCAGGCAUGGUCAUUGGAUACCUGUACAGCAGACUGGCCAGAACCUACCUGGAAUCCCAGAGGAACCCCAUUAAUAAGAAAGAGAACAAGAGGUCCCCCAAACAGAAGGUGCUCAUCAUGAUCUUCAGCAUAGUCCUGGUGUUCUGGGCUUGUUUCCUGCCCUUCUGGAUCUGGCAGUUGGUCAGGCUCUACGACAUGUCGCCCAAGCUCUCCUCCCAGACCCAAAAGUGCAUCAACUACUUAGUGACUUGCCUGACUUACAGCAACAGCUGCAUCAACCCCUUCCUCUACACUCUGCUCACCAAGAACUACAGAGAGUAUCUCAAAAACAGACACAAGAAGUUCUACAGGUUCACCUCAGCCUUUAGGAAGAGGGGCUCCAGUCUUCAGUGCUCCUCCUGGGGUCGCUCCAUGUCCAGCAGCAACCACUACGACUAUGGGUCCGAGUCCAUCGUAAUGACAAGUGUAAGAGACAUGAAGUGAAGGAUCUUUAGACUCAUCAGAGGCUAAAACAUCACAGAAGGGGCACCUGUCUCUGGGACUCCAUCUUUUGCUUCUCAUAUUGGAUUCUCCGGCCCUGACAAUGUGUCAGAACUCUGCAGCCAGGAGAUCCAAAGUCACUACCUCAAGGCAGUCAUCGAGCAUCGAUGUGAAACGCGUCAGGUUUGGCAAAUCCUAAAAGACAAUUCUGAUUGCUAUGUGGUUUAAGGAAUAAGCUGUAACUGUAAGGCUCUUACAGUUUGUGAUCUCAGCUUUUCUUGCUCCUUUUCCUUCUGGCUGUAAACCCCACACACAUUAUUAAAGGAAGCGUGCAUGGACUGAUGCCAUCUUGGUCUUCGUUUUUAUCAUAUGAUUCAUUCAUCAUCUCAGGAAAACCUCUCUAAACAUCUGAUGAACAGGGAAUUAGAAUAUGUAGCUUAAACAGGCACAUAUGCACUUUUAGGAGAAAUAAUAUAUUUCUAUAUUCAAUAUAGCUAAGGUUAAAUGGAUGUCAUUAUAUAAUAUCCCCCCCUCCCAUACCCAUCCCCCUGACUCAUAAGGAGUGCCACUGGGGAGGUGCAGAUUGCAGGCAGACCCUGUAUACAACUGUUUUUUAAAUGUGCACAAGGGGGUGCUCUUGGACUUACAUUUGGGGUCUCAGUAAAUGUUCGCAUUUUAUUGUCUCUGCCAUAAAGCAAGACAGGACUACAGUUGUUUAGCAGUAAGGAAAUACUAGGAAAUACAUUCCCUCUUUGAAGCCCAAAAAAUCAGUGGAGAAAAAUGAAGCAAAUUUGAUAUUUAUUGCUUAUUUCUGGGGUUUAAACUCUCUGUUCAGGGAAUUCCUGCUAUUUUAGAGGUUUGUCUUUUCGUAAAUGCUGAAAAAUUGUAAAAAAAAUAUUAAAUAAAAUUGAAGUGAUGAAGUUAAUAAAAAAUGAUUAAAUUA